AUGGCAGAGGGCGGUGCGGCAGCGGCCCAGGCCUGGCGCCUGCUUGGGGCGGUGCUUAAGCCGCUGAUGUGGCGCAACACCAAGGGCGUGGUCGCGCAGGAGUUCCACCUGCCCGCCCGCUCCCUCAAGCCCACGUGGCUGCACUUCCAGCCAGGCGAGCGCGCCUUUUACGAGCAGGUGGUGGAGCAGACGCGCAAGGCACGGGAGGAGCUGCUCAGCUUCCGGCGCGGCCUGCAGCAGCCUGCGAGCGGCGACGAGGAGGAGCCCACCAGCCCCGCCGCCGCCCGCACGCGCCAGCGGCAGCAGGCCAAGCAGAGCGAGCGGCUGCAGCUUGCGGCGGUCGACAACCUGACGCAGGCGAGUGCCCUGCGACUGGCCUGUAUCCACCCACAGCUGACCAAGAGCUGGCGCGCCAUGGCAGCGGAGGGCCAGCUGGGGGUGGGCGCCACGCUGUCCAUGGAAGAGAUCAUGCAGAGGCUGGUGGAAACCGCCCAGUACGACCUGCAGGAGGCGGAGCGGUCGCUGUGUGCGCACCUCAACACGCUGGCCAUGCGACUGCUUGCCAAGGCGGAGGAGGCUGGCGGCGUCAGCCAGGCCAGGGGCGGUGCAGGACUGCCCAGCAGCCAGGCCAGGCAAGAUGAGGCGGUGGCGCAGGAUGAGGACGAGGAGCCUGCCAGCCCGCGGCCAGCCAAGCGUGCCCGCAAGAGCAGGGGCGGCGUGGAGGCGCUGAGCAGGGAGGAGCUGCUGGGCAGGGCGCUGCUGCUGCUGGAGCAGUCGUUUCGGGUGGCCGAAAAGGGCAUUGCAGCCAUUGACGUGGACAUGGAGGCACUGGAAGGCAUGCCAGACAUUGCGGCGGCCAGCACAAACACCGUCAACGCCUGGAAGCGGCUCCAGAUAAACACCGCCAGCCAGCUGGGCAAGCUGCAUGCCGCCGCAGGGCGGGAGGAGCAGGCGCGCAAGAUGGAUGCCGAUGACAAGGUGUCCUACCUGCGCAGCCAGGCGCAGAUGGAGCUGACGUCGGCGCAGCAGCGCCUGGAGCAGGUGCACGCGCAGGCGGAUGCGGCCCGCCAGGCCUUCCACCUGCACCUGGAGGCGGCCGCAGAGUAA
Molecule: messenger RNA, 1107 nt
Organism: Chlorella variabilis
Lineage: Eukaryota; Viridiplantae; Chlorophyta; Trebouxiophyceae; Chlorellales; Chlorellaceae
Exons: 7
Coding region: 1-1107 (368 amino acids)
Source: RefSeq, a predicted model, not a curated record